UUCCUCAGCAGCAAGCUUUAGGUUCCGCCUUCUUUCACAAUGGUCAACUUUGCUCUUCCCGCCGUUGCCGCUGUGGUUCUUGCCCAGCUCACCGGAGCCAGCCCGGUCGUCACCACUCGGUCCGACGCCGUCGAGGUGUUUUCCUUCGGCAAAUGGAUUGACGGCAUUAUCGCCAACCCCGAAGGAGACAACUUGACUCCCGACGAGGCCGUCGAGGCCUGGCACGCGUCUCUUGAGAAUACCAGCGUUGCCCCUACUGGGGAGAACCUUCUCGUGAAGCGUUACUACUGCAACACCAUUCCUAACACCGAGGCCUACGUCCCCGAUGCCGUGGCAUGCAUCAACGACCUCGCUCGCAGGGGUGGCGAGGCCUGCAGAGUGGACGGCUCCCGCGUGUUCUGCGUCAUUGGACGCGCCCAGAUCACCGGAGUUGUCGGCGGCGGCGUUAGUUCAUCGACUUCUUCUUGCAACGACGUCGCACGUGGUGCUGGUUUCGUGAUGGAUCACUGCACUCGCGCGGACAACACCGUCCAGGGGGCGGAGUUUGCCUACGGCAACGGCAACCUGCUUGUGUGGAUCCGCCGUCCCUCUUAGACGUUUUCUGAGCCACAGAUGCGUCUGGUAUGUGUUGCUACCAUCGAUGGCGGUAGGCUGGAAACUGAACGGCCUGUCCGGUUUGAAGUUCAGUGGCCUGUAUAAGUGCAUGUACUUGAGAACAAAUAUCUAUAAAACCAUCUGUCAACUAGAAGAUAAU
Molecule: messenger RNA, 754 nt
Organism: Colletotrichum destructivum
Lineage: Eukaryota; Fungi; Ascomycota; Sordariomycetes; Glomerellales; Glomerellaceae
Exons: 3
Coding region: 40-594 (184 amino acids)
Source: RefSeq, a predicted model, not a curated record